This is a messenger RNA of Pomacea canaliculata, 4479 nucleotides long. RefSeq lists its product as uncharacterized. The transcript is spliced from 13 exons. The record is from RefSeq and is a predicted model, not a curated record. Bases 487 to 3450 code for a protein of 987 amino acids. NCBI's taxonomy places the organism in Eukaryota, Metazoa, Mollusca, Gastropoda, Architaenioglossa, Ampullariidae.
UUAGGUCAUGAUCUAGUCAUAAGCCUGAGUCAUGAGAUGUUUGUCUGGCGAAUGUGAAUAGAAAAAGGGGCACAUCGGGAAAACCCGUUUCUGAAAAAAUAUGUUCCCUUGACCUGACCUUGCUAGUAGAUCAGACUGUCAGACAAUGAAUGGAAACGUCUGAGGUAAGUGAUCUGAUCAUAAAAUAAUUCUUUUUAAAAAGCAAGCGGUUCAGAGCGGUUGUUAAUAACAAGGACGACAGGACUGAUGACCUCAUCGUGACCUCACAAUGUACAAAGGUAACAGCAGGUUAUUUUUAGCGUGCUUUUUUUUAAUCUGUUUUCGUUAUCGGCGUCGUAUACAAUAUUGGACUGUUUGGAUAUCUGCUGUAUACAGUAGAGAACACCGCGACACAGAGCUUUGACAGCUGCAGUGUCGCUUGUAGCCAACCAACCUUUUUUCUUAAGAAAAAUCCAAGCAUUGAACGACUGGUGGUUUCUUCAACAUAUGAGUUGCCGCUGUCAUCAAUUGUCAUCUGCAACGAUGAAGACAAUUCUGAUAAUGGUUUUUCUGCACAUUGCUGCUGCUUUACCGCAAGAAGGAAGCAUCACAUGCUCAGUACCUCCAGUGGAGAUAGACCAGGAUGCGGUUCUAAACUGCAGUUUCCCAGAAGACCUGAACACGACAAAGAGAGACUUUGCAGUCUACCACUACCCAGAUGAUAAGGGAGAUGCUGUAGUGGACUGUUGGUGGCUGAAGGGGGCAAUGACCUGUUCUGCAAGACCUGAGAUCAGAUAUGAAAUGACCGUUGGCCAUACUUUCACCAUUACACUUCAGAACAUUUCUUCAUCUCAGACUGGCAGAUACGCUUGUCAGAUUGCUAACUACAACCAAAACCUCAUUCAGUCAUGUGAACUCACGAUCCUGUCUGGGUUGGGGAACACAUGCAGUGUGACUGAGGAGAGAUCUGAACCAAGCGCUACCCUCACCUGCUACUUUAAAGAGGACAUUUCAAAGACACAAGUGAACUUUACUGUUUACAGGCACAGUGGUGCUCACAAACAAAACGUAGCUGGAUGUUGGUGGGAGAAGGGACAACGACAGUGUCAGGUUGCUAAUGGUUACCAACUCACUUCUAACCAGUCUCAGGUUAUUAAAAUCAUGAUACUUGAAGUAACAAAGGAAACAGCGGGAAACUACUCCUGUUGGCACCCAGCCUCUCCCUCUGUCCAGACGGAGACUUGUAUCAUUCACGUGCGCGAAAAAGUUGGGCCACAAGAUCUUGAUGUUUUGAUGAUUGGACUUAUAGUAGGUUUGGUGGUUACUGCUAUUUUGAUUCUUGUGGCCAUCGUCAUACUACUAAUAUAUAGAAGGCGGCGGGAACUCAAGACAAAAGAUAAAGCUGAAAAUGAGGAAAGUCAACUAAUGGUUGAACAAGACAAGAAAGUGAAUGAAGAAUUUCUGGUGAAGAGUGUCAGAGAAAUGUUCCCGAACAUGCUUGAUGAUGCCUGCUAUUUCGUGCCGCCAAUUUACUUCAACAAAGUUCGAUACAAAACUCAGACUGUGGCUGAUCAGGUUGUCUACAUCCCUGAACCUUCUGAUCCAACAGACGCUGAGCAUGACAAAGCCAUGAGGCAGUUCCUGAACUGCUUCUAUUACAUCCCGAAGACUAAAAAGGAACAAAUGUUUGUCCUCACACAGUUUAAUUAUGAGGACUACUUAAACAAUCCUGGUGAUGACUUUUCCGAACAUUGUUUGCCUGUUCCUGAACAAAAAGAAGACAAAAACAUCGGAUGUUUUGAUAUUCUUAUUAUUCAUCGAUAUUAUGGUUUGAUGGUCGGGGUACUCAAGACUGUCAGUGAGUAUGAUAGCAAGACAAACGGUGAUGAACUGCAAAUAGAUCGCCUGAUAGCCAAUGAUGUGUCCGCAGCUAUCCCACAACUAAAUAAGGCGAGUGGCAUACUACAUCAUCUCAUGAAAGAUCUUAACGGGACGCCACCCGUUCGAAGGUUCUUGAUUCUACCUAACAUCACACUGUCAACACUGAAACGGGCCUUACACAGUCACAAUGAAGUGUUUCAGAAUUUGCGCAAGUGUUUCGCUACUGAGGACAGCCCUGUCAGACAGUGUCUAUGUGCUGACCACCUGUCUGACCCAAAGACACCGACGAACGUGGACGACCGGUGUGUAUCUAAACUCACGGACUGGUGGGACACCUUGAAUCACACAACUGCAGAUAUUUCUGCUAUGACUGAUGCUAUAUAUGAAAGCUUGAUAGCGAGAUUUUGUGGACCUGCAACUACAUCUUGUCUGGACAAGCCCAGAAGACCUGAGUCCUUUAUUUUGCCGAAGAGUCUGGACGAAGCCGUGUCUUUAACUGGCGACUUGUUUGAACGACUCACACUGUACCCGGAUAUGACAGAUCUCCUCACCAAACCUCGUGUUUUCCUUGCUGGACCUCCAGGUACCGAGAAAACCAGAAUACUGGCUCUAGUCGGGAGGAUGUGGCUAAACGAGGGCCACGUUGUACACAUUAUUAACACAUCAACUGAACAGUCUGCUGCUAGUGUUCACUUGAAAAGACUGCUGCAGGAAAAAACCGCAGCCCAAGGGUCAGCCAGUUCAUCUGAGAAUAAGGUGAUCAUCUUGAACUGUAACAUACAAGACGAAGGGAAUAUUUCUAAUAUGAGAAAUAUAAUGAGAAAAAAUUCAGACAAGAAGUAUGUCUGGGCUCUUGCUGAUGAUCUGGACCCCGAUGAAACCAAGUUAAUGCAGAUUAGGCAGUUUUUCCGAAAACUUCAUCGGGAGUUCCAGGACCUUCACUUGUGGGCAGCUAGCUACAGUAUGGACUUCACUCCUAUGGGAAGAGAUGUGCAUAUUUUCAGAGCGCCCCUUAGCUGUCCUCCCACUGUGCUAAGAAAGGUCCUGCAAGAAGAAGACACUUUUGGUGAAAUGCAAUAUUCCGAGAGUCAAUACCUGUCUCUUACUGAUGGUGUACCUGUGAAAGAUUUUGCUCAUAAGCGAGUUGAAAUGAAAGGGAAGCACAUCUGUGAUUCUUGCGGAGAGGAAAUAGUCAAGUUCUUAAAAGAAAGCCUUCGUAUUUCAGGAGUCGUUACACCAGGGGGACAACCUUCACGUCUUCAGUCCAGAGACCUGUUAGUGUUGUUUGAAGAUGAAGUCACGGAGUCCACUCCUCUAGUCAGGACCUUGGUACAGUCAGGAAUUCCAGUGGAGGUCGUCAGCAAUGAAAACCUUGAGGACACGUUAAAGAAUGAAAACAAUGUUGCAUUGGCAGCAAAGGCAGGUUUCUUGUGUGGAAUCAAAAGGAAAGUGGUUGUGUAUGUCGAGGGAGAAGAAAGGAGACUAGAUACUUGUGUGAGGUGGAACAGACUGCGGGGUAUCACUAGUUGUACAUCACAGUUGAUCAUCUUGAGUAGCAAAACUCCUCACAGGGUCGGUCCUGUCGUUUGAGCAGCUCACCUGCAAUGUACAUAGGUUUCUCGCUCGUGCUUCACACUUGAAGGUGCAUGAUGCACAUUUCUGCCAAUUUCUUUAGAUCGUCAUUGUAUAAACGAGAAAAUUCGGGGAAAUAUUUUGUAUAGUUGUACAUUAAAAUUUUUAGUAGUUGGCAAAAGAACUAUGUCAUCUACACGCAAAAAUUAGUUUAAAUUAGAAGAUGAAGAAAUGUACACUGUACGGUUAUACUGAUUACCGUUUCUUUUACUUCUGCUACUUUUUAUUUACUCACUGCAUGACAAGAUUUCUAGUCAUGUAAAUACAAUUCACAGACGUUAAUCAUUUUAGUUUACAUUAUUUUGUAUAUCCUUUCUGAAAUUUCAUCCGCUAAUGAAAUUAAAUAUAUUCCUAGAUGCAUGAACACACAGAUUGUCUCCCUUGACUUAUUGGAGUGAAUUUCUUUGUCUCAUUUGUUUUGGAAGGUGCACUGAAUGUUUCAGGAGACACAGGAAAAGCUUAGCGCAAUUCAAAUGAACUUUAGUAAAAAGUGACUGAACUAGUUGAUGAUGACAUGGAGACUGGCAUCACAGGUCUUUCUGUUUACACAGCUUGGGAUUUGAAAAUAUAAUAUUAAAUGCUGUUUUUUUUGUGUUUAGGUUACUUUUACUUUUAUCAUUGCUAAUAAGUACUUGCCAGUUUUAUAUUUUCGGGGACAAUUAGCUUGAUUGAAACUAUGGUUCAUUUCACAACUUUUGUUACUAUUAGUAUUUUGUUUUUUUUAAUGACACUCUACAAAACAUAAGCUCACGAUGAUUUAAAGCUACUUAUUGUUUAAUUUUUUAACCAAAUUAAUUGAAUCAAAUAUUUAUGUUAUAGCUUUAAAAGCAGAAGCUGUACCUACCUUUAUGAGCAAAAAAAUGUAAUCCGGUCACAUUUAAUUGUACCUAUAUUUACGGCUAUUUACACAAUGAUCCCUUCUUUUCUUUGUCUCUAUGUGAUCAAAAUUGAUACUUAAUAUUGUAUUAAAAUUUUUGCAACGCAGUC